AUGGCGGACCCAGCUAUCGCGGCUGCUGAGCCCGAGCACCGCCAGCCCUUCCGCACCAUGUUUGUAACCAUUGGAUCCAUUGCCUCUUUCAAGAGCCUCAUCACCGAGGUUCUUUCCGACAAGUUUCUAGAGACACUCGCAAAACUCAAAUUCAAUCGUCUAGUCGUUCAGUGUGGCCCUGAUCUAGAGCUCUUCGAGCGCAUUCGUCCUCAAAGAGGCUUUGACAGCCACUGGAUUGACAUCGUCGGCUUCACUUACACCGACAAGAUGAAAGAUUAUUUUCUGGAAUGUGCACCUUCCACUGCAAAAUCAGGCGAGGCCGCCCGCGGAAGGGGCAUUAUCAUGGCGCACGCUGGUGCUGGUACGAUACUGGAAGCCUUAGACAUUGACGCCAGAGUCAUUGUGGUUCCAAAUACAUCUCUUAUGGACAACCACCAACUCGAGCUUGCGGAAGAGCUCGAGAGACAAGGCUAUCUGCUACAAGGUCAUCUCGGCGCACUCCAUGAGGACCUGGAGCGCAUGGAAACAUACGAGCCUGCAAACUGGCCUCCCAAGCCUCCCAAGGACUCGAAGUAUCGCCACAUUGGUGAGAUCAUCAAGAACUUCUUCCCAUACAGCAGGCACGUAUCUGAAGCCGGUGAAGAGGAGGCGAAGCAGAUGCCUCUGGAACAGCAAAUGUGGCGAGAUAUGCUCGCCGGGCAGCCAUUUCCCGAUGGUGAUCCACGUCAUGUCUUUUUAAGCGGCCUCCACUCGCAGGAAAAGGAGAGCAUGUUCCAAGAGUGGCGUAGCAACUGGUACGCACAUCGCAAGAUCAAGGAAGACCUGGAACAGGAGGGAAAACGUCAGUCUGAUGAGGUAUCGACUGGGGAGCGCAAAAUUGAGAGUGGUUAG
Molecule: messenger RNA, 891 nt
Organism: Pestalotiopsis fici W106-1
Lineage: Eukaryota; Fungi; Ascomycota; Sordariomycetes; Amphisphaeriales; Sporocadaceae
Exons: 3
Coding region: 1-891 (296 amino acids)
Biological process (GO): dolichol-linked oligosaccharide biosynthetic process
Cellular component (GO): extrinsic component of endoplasmic reticulum membrane; UDP-N-acetylglucosamine transferase complex
Molecular function (GO): hexosyltransferase activity
Source: RefSeq, a predicted model, not a curated record